AUGUACUUUCCUUUAAUCGCGGCCUUUUUGGUCCUGAUUGUCUCCGUAAUUGCCUAUGUCGGUGAUGAAGCCCGGAAUCUGAAUACUCCCGUCUCUCAGGGCUGGAGCCCAGAAGACGCCAAUGGAUCACCAGAAUAUCGGCCUCUAGAAAGAAGAAGCGGUGCAACCUGUGGCCCCUCCGCCAACAACGCUGUUUGUGCUUCCAACCUCUGCUGCGGACCAAAUGGAGUAUGUGGAACGGGUGCCUAUUACUGCGCUGCCCCAUCCUGUCUGUUUCAGUAUGGCCCUGCUUGCGAUGCCAACCAGACCCCUGCCGGCAUCAAUACUACCUCCGUCCCCCGACCAAAAUUAGGCAGCACUCCUUACGGUGUGAGCAUCAGGGACUGCAGUAUCCCCGGAAAGGUUGCUCUCACAUUCGAUGAUGGCCCGUACAUCUACACAUCGGCUCUACUCGACAUCCUCAAAUCCAAGGGUGUCAAAGCUACAUUCUUCCUGGUUGGGAAUAAUGGCGGCAAAGGGCAGAUCAAUGACCCCAAGACGGGAUACCCGGCUCUCAUACAGCGCAUGUACAGUGAGGGCCAUCAGAUUGGGAGUCACACUUGGAGCCACGCAGACUUGUCCACCUUGAACCGUCAACAGCGGUAUGAUCAGGUGGUCAAGAACGAGAUUGCUCUCACGGACAUUCUGGGAUUCUUCCCCACAUAUCUCCGUCCGCCAUAUGAGUCCUGCAAUGCAGAUUGUCUAAAUGACCUGCGAGAUCUUGGCUACCAUGUGGCAAAUUAUGACAUCGACACGCUUGACUGGCAAGGUGACUACGGACAUAGUCAAGGUAUCUUCUCCAGCGGCCUGAAAGCCGCCUCCGCGGGCCACGGCUUCAUCUCCCUUGCCCACGACAUCCACGACAAGACCGUCCACACCUUUGCAUCCUACAUGAUCGAUACCCUCCACGCUGCUGGCUUCACGACCGCUCUGUAUGGUGAAUGCAUGAACGACCCCCCAGAGAAUUGGUAUCGCAAUUCCAUCACGGGCCAGCCAUACAAUGGUAGCCUCUCCCAUAACAGCUCAUCUGCCUCGACUGCCAAGUCGGUGUCUGCCAGCAGCAACUCAACAACGACGAACACCAUUCAUACUUUAAGCACGUCGACAUCUUCACCUACGCCGAGCGCGGUAGACGGCGGCGAGGGGGCUUUCGGAAGUCGUACGGGCAAUGCGACCAGUGGUGGCGCUUCUGGCACAAAUAGUACAAAUGUGACGAAUAGCACCAUUGCAAAGAGCCAAUCAGCGUCGGGAGGGGCUACGAAGCUUUCCACCACAGCAGGAAAGCUUGGAGAAUUGGGCUUGACUUGGGGACUGCUUAGCUGGAUGUUUUUGACAUGGGCGUGA
Messenger RNA from Penicillium subrubescens, 1383 nucleotides. RefSeq lists its product as uncharacterized. Bases 1 to 1383 code for a protein of 460 amino acids. Gene Ontology annotation, biological process: carbohydrate metabolic process. NCBI's taxonomy places the organism in Eukaryota, Fungi, Ascomycota, Eurotiomycetes, Eurotiales, Aspergillaceae. Gene Ontology annotation, molecular function: hydrolase activity, acting on carbon-nitrogen (but not peptide) bonds; chitin binding. The transcript has 3 exons. The record is from RefSeq and is a predicted model, not a curated record.